GCUCUCCUGCCUGCGCUCUAUAUAAUCCAUGACGUUUUACGUCGAGUCCGCCAUUUGCGCGGAGUUCUAUCGGCCUUCUCCAAAAUGGCUCGCGCGGUGUGUGCUCUAGUGUUUGGAGCUCUGCGCUGCGGAGUGACGCCCAGCCUUGAUGCAUGCCUCGUACAUUGGCCGACGGGUCAGCCGCUCUUAUAAUUCCGAUUGGUUGAGGUUGGCGCGAAGGUGCACAGCGCCGAGACACGGGGGAGGCGGGAAACAAUAGCUGGAGAGCAGGCCGUCAUACCGGGAACCGGUGGGAGGAGAAACCUGCGGCGGAACAGCCCGAUAUAACCAGUGUCACUAGAGACGGAACCUUGGGUGUCCAGGGGUCAGAACCAUACGGUAUCACCAUUAGACACCGGGAGACCUCGGGUGCCAUGGCAGACAAGGAGGGUGAGUGGGCGCUCAACUUCCCCCCCAGCAUGCUCUCUGAGCCACACUCCCCUGAGUGCUGGUUACCCUAGAGAUGCUCACAGACACAGUGCAGGAGUGGAGGGAUAUCGGGUCUAACUAUGGGUCUCAGACGUCAAGUUCACAUAUCUGACUUCCAAGUUUUAAUAUAGGUUUGAAAGUUGAUGUAUUUAUGUAUACUAUUUAUAAUGGUGAUAAUAUGCAUACUUUCUUUUUAUGGUUGUGGUGGUUUUUUUUUUUUUUUUGUUUUUUUUUACCAUGUAUAUUAGUAAAGUUAUUACACGCUUUUGCCCCAAAAGUCUCCACUAAGUUAAGCAUAAGUGAAAGUAUGGGUAUGUGACUUUGAAACAGUACUUCCUGUUUUGUUUCUACUUUUUUUAGCUGCAUUCGAUGAUGCAGUGGAGGAACGUGUUAUAAAUGAAGAAUACAAAAUUUGGAAGAAGAACACGCCGUUUCUUUAUGACCUGGUAAUGACCCAUGCGUUGGAGUGGCCUAGUCUUACUGCUCAAUGGCUUCCAGAUGUCACUCGGUGAGUAGGACCGUGUAAGGAAGUCACAUCUCUUAUGUGACUGUUGGUUAAGCAAUCCUGUCAAUGCUCCAAAGCCUUUGCUUCAGUUUUCUGUAAUCAGCAGUGGCUCUGAUGCACUGGCAGCAGGAAUCUCAAACUAUAGCAUCUAUCUACGAAGUUCUGUGUUUUUUUUUGGCUUGGAGUGUUCAGCUGAGACUCAGUCAAUGAGCUUUGUCCUGGAUUGCUGGACUUGUCUCAGGAAAGCUCACAUAAUUUCUAGUUUAGGAACUUCUGGCUAUAGGAAAAUAGUUGAGUGGGGCCUUCUGAACCCAUAGUAACAAGUCAAACCAUUCAAAACAUGUUUCCCUCCUUACAAUGUACUGUUGUCUGGUCAUUCCUGUUACUAUAAAGUGACUCUCCAGACACCUAAAGCACUUUAGCUUGCUGAAAAGCUUUGUGUUAAGUGUGUGUCCUGUUCUUUAGCUUUGCAAAAAGUGCAGAGUUCAAUAGAAAUUGUCAGUUUUAUGAAUUAAAAUGGUUACACUAUCUGGCUUUCAAGCAGGCAAGAGGUCUUGUUACUUCCUGUUUUGGUUAGCUCAGUGGAGCUCAAGUCAAGAGGCGGCAAUUGCUCAGAACUUCUUAGAAAUUCUUCUCAUUGAGCUGCAUUGGAAUGUCUUUGAUUGAACAGUCAUAGAAAGUCUAGACGGAGUUAAAAGGUGAGGGCUUGCAAAGGCAGCAGACACGAAAAAUUUAGGUUUUUAGAUAUUUCUCAAAAGAAAACAUGUAUGCAUUUUUCCAUUGCAGUAUAUCUACUAAACAGUAAUUUCUGCUUAUUUUGUAUUUGUGCACUUGAGUGUCCCUUAAACUUCCAGAUGUCACUAUGUGAUUAGCCAAGUAGGACUGUGUAAGUAAGUUGCAUCUUUUAUGUGACUGUUUGUUAAAGGGAUACUCCAGGCACCCAGACCACUUCUGCCAAUUGGAGUGGUCUGGGUGCCAACUCCCACUACCCUUAACCCUGCAAGUGUAAUUAUUGCAGUUUUCUUAAACUGCAAUAUUUACAUUGCAGGGUUAAGUCCUCCUCUAGUGGCUGUCUACUAGACAGCCACUAAAGGAGAUGUCCGUGUUCAUUGAACAUGAAGUGUUUUAAAACGACGCUGGACGUCCUCACACUACGUGAGGACCCCCAGUGUCUCCGAAAUCCCCAUAGGAAAGCAUUGUAUAGUGCUUUCCUAUGGAGAGGUCUAAUUCGUGUGCGUGGCCAUUGCUGCGCAUAAUGUCAUUAUGGGGAGGAGCGUAGACGGAGCCUGACCCAGCACCGAGGGACAUUGUUGAUGGACUCCUGUAAGUCACUGAAGUUGUUUUAACUCCUUCAGCAACUUGGUAUGGGGGGGUGGGAGGUAGAGGGGCACUAGAGGGUCCUGCAGUGCCAGGAAAACAAAUGUUUUCCUGGCACUGUAGAAUCCCUUUAAGCAAUCCUGUCAAUCUACUAUAGGGAGUUUUAACGAUUAUGGUGCUUGGAUGGAGAUAUAUAUAUCUAUAUCUAUAUAUCCCUAGCGCCGCAUCUCCUCUGGCUGUGCUGCUUUUCCCUUAUUGCACUGUGUUCAAUUUAGACUUUAUUUCUGCUUGUUUGUCUGCUAAAGCCUACAGCAUCUCUUGUGUGGGACACUAUACAUACCAUAACCACUACAGCAUUAUGCUGUGAUAAUGGUACUAGUAGUGCUCUUGUGCCCCCCUCCUCCAUUGUAAGCAAUCAAACUGUUUAGGAAUUUAGAAAUUUAACAAGUGCAGUAUUACAAGGAUAGUUAUUAUCAUUACUUUUUGCCUAUAAAAGCAUUCUCUUAUGCUCUUCUGUUACCUUAUUUGGUUACAAAUAUAUUUUUUUCUUUUAUAAAGGCCUGAAGGGAAGGAUUUUAGUAUCCAUCGCCUUGUUCUUGGUACACACACAUCUGAUGAACAAAAUCACCUUGUGAUUGCUAGUGUGCAACUUCCUAAUGACGAUGCUCAAUUUGAUGCUUCUCACUAUGAUAGUGAGAAAGGAGGUGAGAUUCUUUUGAUAUAAGGUUUUCAAUGUGCCAAAUUGUUCCAAUCCUGCCCCCCUCUCCUUCAGCACUCACUAUGACUUUAAAAGCAGGUAUUCGCUUCUAGGCUUAACCUCAGACACCUCAUGUUUUUGGUUAACAUAUCUAAAUAUAGCUCUAAUUCUUAAAUGCUUUAAUUCUGUAAAGGAUUACUCAAGGCAUGAUGACCACUUCAGUGAUUUGAAGUGGUCAUGGUGCCUGGAGUCUAUGUGCAUUGUUUCAUCACAGGGUAUCCUCAGCUAGCUAAUGUCAGCUCUGUGCUAAGUUUGAUACAAAGACUUAUUCAUUGGCUAGUAAUAGCAAAAAAAUCAUAUACACGAUGAAAGGAACACUGUAGGCACUCUUAAAAGCUCAUAUUAAGGGAGUUGUCAUAGUACCUGCAGUCCUGUACCCCUCUCCUAUCCCCCACAGCCCUCUAGGUAACUAAUUAGAGGGCUUAGAAGCCUGGUCUCAAGGCAUGCCUCUAAGCCCUCUGGGUAUAUGAGCCAGGAAUCUUACUUCCUGGUUCUCGUGUUGUGAAUUGCAGUGACAUUGUAGUCUGCCAUAUAGAAUCAUUGUAUUCUAACGUUCUUUGGCAGAAUCUUGGGCUCAUUGCAACAGGUGUCGCAUAUGCGCCGAAGGUGUAGAGUUUUCCUGAGAUACGUAUUCAUAUAAGUAUUCCUAACGCAACGGUGUUCCCUUAAGGCCACCUAGGUAUUUUUGUGGGGUUACAUUUGUCUUAAAUAGGUGUUGCCCGAUUUUCUUCUAUUUUUUGCUGUUAAUCAGCAACUCUGGUGAUGGGGCAGCUCAGAAAGGCAGAACUUGAGUGCAGUGCCUUAUGUUUCCUGGACUCAUUCAUUGGCUGACAAGUGAGCUGAGGCUCUCAACCAGUGAUUGAGCAGCAGGAUUGACAUGCAGCUCUGCAGAAGCAGGAUGUUGUAAGCCUACCUACAUCUGAGGCCUGGGUCCUGCAAAAUCAGAUAAGAAAGCAAACCAAUUGUAAAAUGCUUGGGGUACUAAAAUCCUACCACUUUAUACCCUGUGUACCAUAACGAUUAUACCCCUGCACUUUCCUGGUCGCAGACGUUUUGUGCCUCUCUGACAUAAGGUCUGCAAUUUUGCCCUUUUGUGGCAUUUUUUUAUGUUUUUUUGAUUGUGGGUAGAUUUGAUUGGCAACUGAAUCAGAACCCUAAAGGACCACUGUAGUGCCAGGGAAACAAACUCUUUUUCCUGGCACUAUAGGGUCUUUAGGUGGUCCCACUCCUGUCGGACUGAAGGGGGAGGAAGGGGUUAAUCACUUACCUUUCUCCAGCGCCGGGCUCCCUCGGCACUGGGGAAAUCUCCUCCCUCUUCCGACGUCAACACUGCAUGCGCGGCAAGGGCUGCACGCGCAUUCAAUCAGUCCAUAGGAAAGCCUUUCUCAAUGCUUUCCUAUGGACGUCAGCAUCUUCUCACUUUGAUUUUCAGUGAGAAGCGCCUCUAGCGGCUGUCAAUGAGACAGCUUUUAGAGGCUGGAUUAACCCUAAUGUAAACAUAGCCGUUUCUCUGAAACAACUAUGUUUAUAGCUGCAGGGUUAACCCUAGAUGGACCUGGCACCCAGACCACUUCAUUGAGCUGAAGUGGUUUGGGUGCCUAUAGUGGUCCUUUAAAGGGAAACUCCAGUGCAGGUCCCCUCUCCCUCCCAUCCCCAAUCACCGGUUGCUGAACUAGUGAAAACCUCUUCAGUAACUUACCAGAGGGACAUGUCGCUGCUUCUGCCGCCGCCGCUCCUCCUCUGUAUUACGUUAGCCGGUGGGUGAGACUGAUCCCGCCCAUUGGUCGGCGAGACCUAAUGCGCAUGCAGGGCAAAUGCUUUUCAAUGCUUUCCUUGCUUUUCAAUGCUUUCCUAUGGGGAAUUGAGCGACGCUGGACGUCCUCGCACAGCGUGAGGACGUCCAGCGACGCUCUAGUACAGGUUUUCUGUGCUAUGAUGCAGGAAGUGCCCUCUAGUGGCUGUCUGGUAGACAGCCACUAGAGAUGGAGUUAACCCUGCAAGGUAAUUAUUGCAGUUUAUAAAAAAAAAAAAAAAAACUGCAAUAAUUACACUUGUAGGGUUAAGAGUAGUGGGAGUUGGCACCCAGACCACUCCAAUGGGCAGAAGUGGUCUGGGUUCCUGGAGUGUCCCUUUAACCUCUUAAGGACACGUGACAUGUCAUGAAUCCCUUUUAUUCCAGAAGUUUGGUCCUUAAGGGGUUGAACACUGCUCACUGUCAAAUUUUUCAAAUUUCAUUGCUAUAGUGGGAAAAAUAGUCCCUAUAUUUCUUUAUGUAUUCUAUGAGAAUUAGAGCAUCAGGAAAAAACAAAUUCACACACAAGGAACAAUAUUGAAGCAACUUUAUUUUUAGUGACCGAGCUGCUAUAGUUACAUUUUUCUUUUCUUUCUCAGAGUUUGGUGGGUUUGGAUCCGUAAGUGGAAAAAUAGAAAUUGAGAUCAAAAUUAACCAUGAAGGUGAAGUAAACAGAGCACGAUAUAUGCCUCAGAACCCAUGCAUCAUUGCUACUAAAACUCCUUCCAGUGAUGUCCUUGUGUUUGAUUACACUAAACACCCAUCCAAACCAGGUAAGUAAUUUGAAAUAAAAGCAUCUGCACCAUUCAAAUAAUCAUGUGUGGAACACACUGACCAUUAUCACCAAACCAAAUUCUCAAAACUUCUGAUUACAAAGUGGUCCUGUUGUGACUUCCAUUUUAAUAACACUAUAAAUAAUUUAAAAAGUUAUAUAGAUUGUGGUCAAAGUAAAUCUGCAAGUAAUGGUGAGGGGUGAUAGGGGAAAGAGCACCAUGAGAUUAAGCACAACCUGUCUUCUUCGCUUUUAGUUAAAUCCCACCAUGCAAUAUGCAUGGAAUUAUGGUGCCUAGUGUCUCUUUAAUAAAAACUAAUGCAGUGAAUUAUGUAAUUUUCUCUUUACCAUAAAUCUUAAGGUGGCUCUGUCAUCUUCUGGGGUCUAUUUAUGUUUUGUAAAGAUCACUAAAGCCUCCAUAGACACACCUUUUUCCCCCUGCCUUCACUAACCAGAGGUCUCUAUAGUGUUAAGAAUACAGAUUUGUAUUCCUAACUAGGAAUGCACCAAAAUGAAAAUUCUGGGCUGAAACCGAAAAAUCAGGAUGCCCUUGGCUGAAGACCGAAAAUGAUUUGUUUUUUUUUAACUUUAUAUUACACAGUGUAUGAUGCCAUGUAGUGUUCUAUUGUUUAUACACACACAUAUAACAGUGUAUUAUGUUUACUGUGUGAUAUAUAAUAUACUGUGUAAUGUAUAACAUAUAGUAAUAUAUAUUUAUUACUAUAUAUUACAUAGUAUUAUUCUGCAUUACACAGUAUAUUUAUUGUGCUUUACACAGUAUAGUAUAUUUAUUACUAUAUAUUACAGUGUAUGAUGCCAUGUAGUGUUGUUUUGUAUAUACACUAUAUAAUGAAGCUCAGUUUAUCCCCAAGUAGGGGAGGAAGACCCCUGUACUUCCGGGAUGGCAGCCCCUGAAUGCUGAUUUCCGGUUCUGUUAUCAAGCAUCAUGGCCCGCCAGCCCCGUGCUUUCCCACAAUCUCCCUGUCCAGCCAUGCACACCCUCCGGGCCAGGAGAGACACUUACUGCAAAAGCCGUCGCCAUCUUGGAUCCACGUGUCCCUGUUGACUUCAGCGGAAGUGACUCGUCCUGGGCUUAUCACCAUGGAGACGGGAGGAGGCUGAACGCUGACAGCCUAUAAAUGCUUUCUCUCCAUGGUCCCCCCCCCGACCUGUCCCUCCUAUAUUACAUUUCUCCCCUGGUUCAUAUGAGUGACUGCACUGGGACAGUGGCUCAUGGUAUAAACCUGCCUCUCAUUCUUCUCCCGUGUAUUGUGAUCUCUCACUUUUCUGGUAUUUGGAAAUUGUGCCCUCUCAUACUGCUGGCUACUAACCGGGCAUUGUUCUCUCUCAUAAGGGGGGUGGGGGGAUCCAUAUUGAAUUAGUCUACUUCUGUACAGUGUGGUUAAGAAACACCUAAGCCAUCUGACAUUUUUCUUUGUUUUCAUAACCCCCACAAAUUCUUUUAUAAUGGGAUCACUGCUCGUUAUAGAUGCUAGUAGAUGCACACCUUGGGCACUCACCAGUAAAUGUGUUUCUCUGUAAGCCAUCAGAAAAUAAAUACAAGAAAAAUUCUUCACAUUUUAUUUUAUUCUUAUGUGUUGAUUUGUGCCAUCUGCAGAGUCAGUUUGUGUAUCUUCAUUUAAACAAUUCCACGUGUGAUGUUCAUUAGAAAGUCAUAAUCCCUGUAACAUAAUUUCCACUGCUUUGUUCAGACCCCUCAGGUGAGUGUAAUCCAGACCUCAGACUCCGAGGCCACCAAAAAGAAGGCUAUGGCUUAUCUUGGAACCCUAACCUCAGUGGGAAUCUGCUGAGUGCGUCAGAUGACCAUGUGAGUGCUAGAUUUGACACUACACACAAUGUAAUUUGGAACCAUGUUUGCCUUUGGAUUGAUUUUUUUUUUUUUUUUUUUUUCUUCUGUCUGCUUGCAGACUAUUUGCCUGUGGGAUAUAAGUGCAGUUCCUAAGGAGGGCAAAGUUGUAGAUGCGAAGACUAUCUUCACUGGACACACUGCAGUAGUGGAAGAUGUAUCUUGGCACUUACUACAUGAAUCUCUCUUUGGAUCGGUUGCAGAUGAUCAGAAGCUUAUGAUGUGAGUGUUCCCAUCUUGUUUUACAUUUUCUCCAGCAGUUCCAUACUGCCGGAAAUAUACAGAAUUGUAAAAAAAUAGAUGUGUAUGUAUAUUUAUUAGCUGGCCAUAGGGUUCUGCUAAAAUUGAAGUUAUAGUUUCCAUUUAAAGUGGCAAUCUACUCUAAAUAUGGUUGCAAGAUUUAAGCCACAGAUUAGAUGGCUAUAGUGGAUAAGUGUGAUAACCUGGCCAAACUUAUCCCCACUAUGCAGUUUCUGAAACUUCAAAAAUGUUUGAAUCAAAACAGUUUUUCUAUAUUUGUUUUGAAAACUGAGGGUCAGGAUAUUUGCACCAAAAUCACUACUCUGUUAUAAAUAAAAAUGUGUGUAAUAUAUCUAUAUAGAUAUCUCUAAGGUGAACAAAAGAGCACUCUCAGUUUUUACAAAUAGUGUAUUAAGCAAUCAAAAUGUUUUCAUCAAUGUUUCGAGCCUCCUGGAUCUUUAUCAAAAUCUUGUAAACAUUUUGAUUGCUUAAAGGGAUUCUCCAUUACCAGGAAAACAAACCCGUUUCCCUGGCACUAGAGAAUCCUGACGUGCGCCCUCCAUCCCAUGUCGCUGAAAGGGUUAAAACCACUUACCUGAAUCCAGCGCCGAUGUCCUCAGUGUUGGUUCAGGCUCCGCCCACGCUCCUUCCCAGCCGGCGGGAGAGACCUAAUGCGCAUGCUUUUCCUAUGGGGAAAAUCUGACGCUGGAGGUCCGUGAGGACGUUCAGUGUCAGAUAACGGACCAAAAGUCUGUUACAAAUCUUGAAGUGCCCCUACUGGCUGCUAGACAGCCAGAGAGGGCAGACUUAGAGCAAAACGUACACCGCACCCAGAACAUUUCAAUUAGCUUAAGUGGUCUGGGUGCCUACAGACAGGGAAUGGGUACAGAAAGAAAGAGGGGGGUGCAUCUUUGGUACAUCGGAAUACUCACAGCCAAGCAGCAGUGCUCUUUUUAUGUUUAAUAGUAACGUAAUGGGGUAUCGACCCCUGUUUGGUUCCAACAUGGCAUUUAAGCAGGUAGGUUCAAGAUUAGGACCAUGGAGAACACAUGAAACUACAAUCCUCCUGGGUUACCAGAUCUCCAUGUGUGCCAGAGUUCGCAUGUUUUCAGGUAGUGUGUGGAAGGAGGAAAGAGGGAUGUAUAUCAAGUCUCGUAUAUCCAUUGCUUAUGCAGUUCCCCAAGUAGGUCCUCUCUUUUGGGGGUACAGGAGACUUCCAUUUCCUUGUUAUUAGCUGCUGUGCCAUCAGUGCAAUGUGUAAGAUCAUCUUCCUUUCUUUGUGUUUCUCUUUUUUUUUUAAUAAGCCGCAAUAAGAAUAAUGUUGUAGCAUUCUUCAUUUCCAGUGUUUAUAAAUUCUAACUCAUGCAUGUCAUCGGUAGCUGGGACACACGUUCAAAUAACACAUCAAAACCCAGUCACUCGGUGGAUGCUCACACAGCUGAAGUGAACUGCCUUUCUUUCAACCCCUACAGCGAGUUCAUCUUGGCCACAGGGUCAGCAGACAAGGUACACUCUUACCUCUACCUGUCUCUAGGGGGGUGGGGGGAGGGAUGUGUAUGUAUGUAAAACACAACAAUUAUUGUUUGAUCUCUUAACUUGUAAACUUAGUUGGCUGCAACUCAUUGUAUUGCUAGAGUCAGUGUUUCACUACUUUUGAGCCUUGUAUUCAUUUAUUUAAAGGGAAAAUAUAUGCACCCAGACCACUUACGCUCAUUGAAGUGGUCUUGGUGCACUGUCCCAGGCACCUUAGCCCUGCAAUUGUAAUUUUUGCAGUUUUUGAUAAACUGCAAUUAUUACAAUGGAGGGUUUUAACUCCACCUCUAGUGGUGUGAUGGAGCAGUGCACCAUAGGGUGCUAUGAAAACAACGUUGUUUUCCUAGUACUACAGUUUCCUUUUAAAAUCACCAGCAAAGUCUUACAGCAGUGGGGUGUGGGUUUUUUUUUGUUUUUUUUUUCUAUUUAUGGUGGCAAAGCAUCAGGGUGGUUGUCAUACAGCAGGUAGUCUACCUUUCGGGUACACCUGGCUUACAAUAAUAUUGCCUUUAUGAUUGAGCCACCCUUGUGUAUAUUUUAUAACUUGGGUUUCCAUUUCUCAGCUUAAAUACCUGGUCUCCACAAAUGUCAUGCAACCUCAAAGGACUCACGCCUGCAAUUCAUUUUUUGCUUGCUUAAGAGAUUGGUGUCUUAACACUGGAGGUCUAGAGUAUAUCAAUGUUAACCUGUUUUUCUGUGUUACCAUGGGGAGAUGGUAGCAAGGAAGAUGGAGUGCAAGGUGAUUUUGCAUAUUGAUCAUAGGAAGAAAAUGAUUUUUCUCCUCCCUUCCUUGAUGCCAGGCUGGUGAAUUAGUAGUGGAUAACCGUUUAUUACUUUAUAUAAUUUCCAGGAAAUUCAAACCGCUUCCCAGCAGAACUGAUAUUAACAAAAUAUUUAUUAUGCGUACUUGCUUAUUCUUCUGUACCUAUUUUUUUGGGGAUAGCAGAAUGUGUAUGUGUGUAUUUUUUUUAAUCUAAGCAGUGGCGCUACAAACCAGUUACACUUUUUUUUUUUUUUUUCUUAAACUUUUUAGAUUCAUCUAUUUAUAUGCACUUUUGUUAUUUUCUUUCAAUAAUACAUCUAACUGGCUGUUUUAGUUUUGUUUGUAUGUAAACUUUUUUUUUUUUGCAGACCGUUGCUUUAUGGGAUCUGCGCAAUCUCAAACUCAAGUUACAUUCAUUUGAAUCUCACAAAGAUGAAAUUUUCCAGGUACAAUCAUCUCUACCUUGUAUGAAAGUGUCUCACCACCCUGUCAGUUUUGAGUAUUUCAUAAAAAAGUUUUCAGCAAUAAAAACUUAAAUAAAGGCAGAGCUACCACGGUCAGGUUUUGGUGAUUUCAGUAACCAUUGCUGGUGAUGACUGUGGAUAAAAAAAAAGCAGCAUCUCCCAAAUUGCAAGAGUUGGCCCAUGGAGGGUCCUGUAAUAUUCUCCUCCAUAGAGUGUAACAUUGACGUGGCUCCUGGUUGGUAAAACAUUAGUAGAUGCUGAUGAGAGCCUUUGGUACAUAUGUCUACCAUCAGCUUUUACGCCAAGCCACUGCAAGCUAGGCUUUGUCACCUUCAGCAGUUUUUGCAAGAUAAGCAAAGACUCUUGAAGGUGACAGAGCCACAGUAAAGAUAAUCUUCAGUAUCUUGUGCAUUUUCCUUGAAAAUUCUUUAAGUGGCCUAGAAAAGGAUAUGUCUGAAGAGACUUUACAAGUGGUAGGAAAUAAAUGUAUUUUUGACUACAUCUUGCCGUUUUCUUUCCAGGUCCAAUGGUCUCCCCACAAUGAGACUAUUUUGGCAUCCAGUGGAACAGACCGAAGGCUAAAUGUUUGGGAUUUAAGGUAAUGGCACUAUGACAGCUCUGUUUGUCUGGUAAUGAGAGAAUCUGCUUAGUAGCAGUAGCAUCACGAUAUAUGAUGGGGUUGGUGUGUGCAUGUAUUGGAAGCCAGUUCUUGAUCAUUUCUAUGGGGGUUUUCUUCAGAAUCUGUCUUGAUUGUUCUAUGGGAUUUACAUUUGAACUUAUUUUUGUCUUAGUAAAAUUGGUGAAGAACAGUCCCCUGAGGAUGCAGAAGAUGGACCACCUGAACUAUUAGUAAGUACCUUUGUGUGCUGUGGUAUUCUGAAUUCUUGCUAGAUACCCCAGCAAAACUUUGUAAAGAGAUCUUAUAUAUAAUAUCCUUGGUAAAACUGGCUCUGUCAGAAACAUGACUUGCAUUUCAUGUUGUACGUUCCUGUUCCUGUAAAUGGAUCCUGAGUAAAGAUUUUCAGGCAUUGGUAUAUUAAGUUGAUCUUUGGAUUGUGGCUAAAUGUUUUAAUGUUUAAAACUUCUCUUGUCAGUUCAUUCAUGGGGGGCAUACAGCAAAGAUUUCUGACUUCUCGUGGAAUCCAAAUGAACCUUGGGUUAUCUGUUCUGUGUCUGAAGACAAUAUAAUGCAAGUUUGGCAAAUGGUGAGUUCUAAAUCUUGAAACCUCCUCCCUCCUCUCAAAGUGUAUUUGCCUAAAGGGAUUGAUUAUAAUUUUUUAAAUCUGAGCAGUAGUAUUUUGUGAUACGCACAGUUAGUCACAAAAUGUGGUCCCAUGACUUAGUCAAAAUUUGACUAAGUGGUGUAAUUGAGUCAUUCUUCUAGGUGUAUCAAUAUUGACCAUUUGAUUGCCAAAUCAGACCCACCUGUUAUUAAAAAAAUUAAUGAGUAUUUGCAGUUUCGCAGAACCUACAUGUUAACACAUUCCUGACUUAAUCCACAAAAUUUAAUUCUAUCAAAGGACUGUAUUGUCCAUACAGAUUUGUGCAAGCAAUCCUAAUUACACUUAUCGAAACAGCUUAGUUUUCUUCUCUCUCAAAUAAAAGCAGAUCACGACUUGUUCAUUUACUUUUAUAGAAGUUUAAGCAUGGGUAUGUUGUAGUUUUUAUACAUACAGACCCUACUUUUCUUUUAUGUAUAACUGGAAGGUUGACCAGGUCGGAGCGGUAGUCAAGCUCCACUGUAAAGAGAUUUUGACUACAGAUUCACUGAUCCAAGUACUUGCCUCCAUCCAGUCCUGUCUUCAGAUGCCCAUUCUAUCACUGAUAAUGUGCCUGGUGAAAUGGGCAUGUGUGUGAUUUGACACACACACAAAGCUACAGGCAAAGUAGCAUUUCUGGGCACCACUAUAAAAUAGAUGGUUGUGACUAGAAAGAAGACUCUGAGCAACUAGCAAUUUGUAGUUAACGUUAAGUAAAGCCGGUACCAGGAUCCCAACAAUGCUGGGGUUGACUAAAAAAAAAAAAGUUUAAUGAAGAUAGAAUCUUUAAGAAAUAUUAGUUUUGAAGGUGUUGGAAUUUCACUGAAAUUUCAACCCAGUGAAGAGAGGGACUGAGACAAGGUAUAUUUUGUACACCUGGCACUUCUAGACACUGGGCAGAGCUACUGCUGUAUAGAAGUGUCAGUACCCAGCUGUCAUCUGUGAUGACUGCAGGGAAUUGACUCUGUCUAUGGUGGGUCUUGCAGUAUCCUCCAGAGACACUUUUUUUUUUAAUACUUUACACUUGUGCAUGCGUGAAAGUACAGCAGUGACCUCACACCAGGAGGAAGAUUGACGCACCUACAAGGGACAGAUUAAUGUAAAUAGAACUCUCCUUUCCCUGUUCCACCUCAUAGCCACUGGACCCCUAGUGGCAAUGUCAAUUUUGGGAGUUUUUGCAGAUUCUUUAAAGUCCCCAGACACUGACAGCACUGUUUUUAGCUUUACACAAUUGCAUUCUUGGUUAUAUCCCAUGUAAAAAAUACUGACUUGAAAUGUUUUGUGUGCUGGAUAUCUAGAAGAGCUGCACGUUUCUAUUUCUAAAUGCAGCUUAGUUUUCACAUCUAGGUAAAGGUAAUUUAGUAUUGUACUCAAAUUAAUGCAAACUCUCAUCCUUUGCCCUUUUUUUUUUUGCCACCCAUUGUACUGCAGGCGGAGAAUAUUUACAAUGAUGAAGAUACAGAGGGCAGUGUAGACCCAGAAGGACAGGGAUCAUAGAUGCAGCUUCGUCUGGUGAAACUGUUCUUUACAUCUCCUCCAGUGUGUGUCUUCUGCAUCCAGCAUUUGGAGUUUGACUUCUGUUUCUCAUGAAACAAGCUUUGGCUCUUCCUCUACUCCUACUGUCCCCCCCCCAUUUUAUCUCGCUUUUACUGGUUCUUUUUUUAGUAAGAAAUUCCUUUUGUUUUAUUUAUAAAUAUUUUAUAAAAAUGUCCAUUUAACUACGUGUCGGCUGACAAGACGUUUUUAGAAAGCAAGGAGGGGGAGAAACUGCCUGCUUGUUUCUGCCUCUAAGGUUUGGUGCCACUGUGUCUACCAUUUCCACCUCAUACCUAAAGGACAUCCAGGAACAGACACAUUGCAAUGCAAACAUUCCCCAUUCUACCCGCUGGAACAGCACAACACAACUUUUGUACAUGAUAUGUGGACAAUUUGUUUCUCUUCACUUUUUUUUUUUAACUUUGUGAAUCCUAUUUCUAAUAUAGAAUUCUUCCUUGUGUAGUUGUGCUUUACAAGCCUGUGGUUCUUGGGUGGCAGUAGUAGCCCUUUUUUUCAAGGUGCAGAUCUGACUCUCAAUUUCCCACCUCCUGUAUGUGAGCACCUCACAUGAAAUAAACAGAUUGAUUCUUGUUUUUUAUAACGCAUGUGAUUAUAACAUGGUGUAAUGGGUUUGUGGGAUGCUCUGACUCACUUAGCUUUGACCACAGAUUGGCGCAGGUUACUUACACUGACACUUGUUGGCAAUAGAAAUUGCCCACUUAUCCCAGGGCCUCGGUAAGUGUGAUGUUACAAGUUUGGAUUACUGUGUCACUUUUACUUGGGUAUUCAGUGACCUAAUAGAACAACCUAUCUAUGCACAAAUAGGAUUUACUUUUGCAGAUACUGUGUCUUGCAGUUUAGCUCAGUGCUAAUUUUACAUGUGAACAUUCAUUCUACCAUUACAAUCCCUUCUCUCUCUUUUUUUUUAUACGUAGAUAAAUCCUGUAGAACCAUAGCAUGAGUCACUCUUACUAUUAUCCAUAUCAUGCAGUAGUAGAGACCAGGCUGUGUAAACAGUCAUUCCUUUUUUGUCACUGACUUGAAGAGCUGUCCAUAUAUUUCAAGGCAUCCCCUGUAAAGGAAAAAUGUAUGUUAUUGAUUGUUUCUUGAAUUAACAUGAAAUAACAGGUCUUCCUGGUUCAUUAUGAGACUAUACCGUUUCUCUUGCUGCUCGCUACAGAACAAGAAUAGACGUGAAAUUACAAGCAAGUCUGCCCACUUCAUUGCCUGCGUUUGUUUCUGCUCCCUGCUCCCCACAGCAAGGGCCAAAUACCUGUGUAUCAUGAUCAGGG
Molecule: messenger RNA, 14565 nt
Organism: Pelobates cultripes (western spadefoot toad)
Lineage: Eukaryota; Metazoa; Chordata; Amphibia; Anura; Pelobatidae
Source: the annotation of a GenBank genome assembly